AUGAAUGGAAAAUUGAUUAUAGCAGUAAAUUUAUUUUUUUAUAUUACAUUACUUGGUCAAUGGAAGGGUGUAGGAGCUAAUCAAACUUCUGACAGUAGUUCUGCUACACCUGCCUCAACUACUCCUGAUCCUACUAGUUCAACAGAAGGUACUACUACUGGUUCUGAUCAAGAUCCAUCUGCAACCGCUCCUGAUCAAACUACAUCUUCCUCAAGUCCUGAUCAAUCUGCAGCUACUACAGCUCCUGAUCCUACUAGUUCCUCAAAUCCUGAUCAAGAUCCAACUGCAACUGCUCCUGAUUCAUCUACAGCUCCUGAUGAUACUAGUGCAACAACUCCUGAUCAAACUGCUCCUGAUGCCACUAGUCCAACUGAUCAAGAUCCAACUGCCAGUGAAUCAACUGAUCCAUCUGCCACGAGUCUAACCACAGCUCCUGAUUCAACUGAAUCAACAACUGAUCAAUCUACCAGUGAAUCAGCUACUGAAACUGAUCAAACUUUAACAGUUUCUGCAACGCCUACAACACCUGUAUCAACAGAUUCUGCCAAAGGUGUUACCCUUGAUGUAAAUAAAACUGAGAGCACAGCUGAGUAUGAGUGCACCAAUGAUCGUAAUUUUCAUAAGUACGUUCCUAAAAACGGUGGUGUUUUCGGUAAGGUUGUACAAGGAUCAACUGUUGUUUGGGAGUCAGAUGGUAGUGUAUAUGGUACUGAGGUCAUAUUUGUUAGUGUUACGAAAUACCUGAUCGUUCUGCUUGAUAACAAUAAGUUCUCAUUUUUCAAAUAUUAUUUUGCUAGGUGGAAUGAUAUGACCAAUAAGAGGUAUGAUGUAUCCAAACUUAAGUUAUAUGGUGAGAGUGAUAAAGAGCUCAGUUCAUAUGAUUAUAGGGUUAAUUUGAGGCUUUACUCCUUCAGAUAUGAAUUCAAUGAGGGAGUUAAAUGUCUCAAGGUGAAGUAUGGAGAUGACGUUGUCUGGAAAGAUAGCGAUGAUAGUGAUUUUAAGUCCGUUAAGAUGUUUCUGUUAGAUCUUCCUUCAAACAAUUUUUUUGUUAAAAAUCACUCUGACAAAGUUAAGAGGGUUUGCCCCAAACCUGAUCAAGAUGCCAGUGAAUCUACCGCUCCUGAUUCCACUAGUUCAACUGAUCAAGAUCAAUCUGCAACUGCUCCUGAUUCAUCUACCACUCCUGAUGCCACUAGUUCCUCAACGCCAGCUGCAACAAGUCCUGAUCAAACUACAGCUUCCUCAAGUUCGGAUCAAGCUGCAGCUACUACUGGUUCUGAUCAAGAUUCGGGAUCUCCGACAGCGGCUUCGUCUGAUUAA
This is a messenger RNA of Theileria parva strain Muguga, 1320 nucleotides long. RefSeq lists its product as uncharacterized. The record is from RefSeq and is a predicted model, not a curated record. The transcript has a single exon. NCBI's taxonomy places the organism in Eukaryota, Apicomplexa, Aconoidasida, Piroplasmida, Theileriidae. Bases 1 to 1320 code for a protein of 439 amino acids.